AUGAUUCAACCGACAGCGGUACUAUUCGCGCUUAUGCUCAUUGGACAAUCAUUAGUUCAAGUACAAACCGCAACAACGACCCAAAAACAUACAACAACAAAACCAUCAACACCUAAACCAUUAACAUCCAAACCGGCAGGACAAACUAGCCAGCGACCGGGAUCCCAACAGCCAAUAGGAUCUAAAGCAGCGGGACCAACUAGCCAACACCCUGGAUCACAGCAACCAGCGGGACAAACUAGCCAGCACCCUGGAUCACAGCAACCAGCGGGACAAACUAGCCAACACCCUGGUUCACAGCAACCAGUGGGACAAACUAGCCAGCACCCUGGAUCACAGCAACCAGUGGGACAAACUAGUCAGCACCCUGGAUCACAGCAACCAGUGGGACAAACUAGCCAGCACCCUGGAUCACAGCAGCCAAUGGGACAAACUAGUCAGCGACCGGGAUCAGAGCAGCCAAUAGGAUCACAACAACCAGUGGGGCAAACUAGCCAACACCCUGGAUCACAGCAGCCGAUGGGACAAACUAGUCAGCGACCGGGAUCAGAGCAGCCAAUAGGAUCACAACAACCAGUGGGACAAACUAGUCAGCGACCUGGUUCACAACAGCCAAUAGGAUCAGAGCAGCCAAUGGGACAAACUAUCCAACACCCUGGAACACAGCAGCCGAUGGGACAAACUAGUCAGCGAACUUGUUCACAACAGCCAAU
Didymodactylos carnosus is the source of this 713-nucleotide messenger RNA. The record is from the annotation of a GenBank genome assembly. Lineage: Eukaryota; Metazoa; Rotifera; Eurotatoria; Philodinida; Philodinidae.